Molecule: messenger RNA, 2485 nt
Organism: Leptidea sinapis
Lineage: Eukaryota; Metazoa; Arthropoda; Insecta; Lepidoptera; Pieridae
Gene: SPR
Product: sex peptide receptor
Exons: 10
Coding region: 385-1659 (424 amino acids)
Biological process (GO): G protein-coupled receptor signaling pathway
Cellular component (GO): membrane
Molecular function (GO): G protein-coupled peptide receptor activity
Source: RefSeq, a predicted model, not a curated record
CCGCCGGGGACACCGCGCGUUUCGUGCCGCGAAAUUUACGUUUAAACAGUUAAUUUAGUGUAGUGAUGUGAAUUUGUGAUUUUAUAUUGGUUUUAUAAGGUGAGCUAAUUACUUGAGAAUUUUGGGGCCUCUAUCAAGUCGAGUCCGGCCCUGUAUCACAAGAUCACCGUGAAGCUAAUUAACAGAUGUACGUUUAGCUGAUGGAAAUUUGGAUAUACAAGCUAUCACCUGAAGGUAGAGCUGAUCAACGCAACGCUAGAGCCAUCAUAACAUCGAUACUGUUAUAAGAUAAAUCACCGACUUUCGAGCACAUGAGAAGCACACACAAAAUUCAAACUCACAAUGACAUCGUCAAUCGUAAGGUAGCCACAGACAACGAAUAAUAUGGCGGAUAACAAGGAAUGGGCGGGAUUCUACGGCGUCGAGAACCGUUCGAAUUUCAAAAUUGAAGAUGACAUUUAUCAAGGCACGCUGGAUUUUCCCGCCAAAUCGAACUACAGCUUAUACGAAAACCAAACAUUUGAUCCAGAAUAUUCAAAUUUUACCACAGACGACUUUUGCACAUCGAAUUAUUCACACGUAUAUUUGAACGUAACGUGCGAGUUCCCUGUUAAUUAUGCUGAGCCAAUGUAUGGCUACAUCGCUCCGUUUCUUCUCGCCACAACAACAGUAGCCAACACAUUGAUAGUGGUGGUACUGUCCCGGCGCCACAUGCGGACUCCCACGAACGUGGUGCUGAUGGCGAUGGCUCUUUGUGACAUGUUCACCAUGCUGUUCCCAGCGCCCUGGCUCUUCUAUAUGUACACGUUUGGAAACCAUUAUAAGCCGCUAAGUCCAGUCAGAGCCUGCCAAGCUUGGAUGUAUAUGAAUGAUGUCAUUCCCGCGAUGUUCCACACGGCUAGCAUAUGGCUAACACUGGCUCUAGCCGUGCAGAGAUACAUAUAUGUAUGCCACGCGCCCGUUGCGAGAACCUGGUGCACAAUGCCACGAGUGAAGAAGUGUCUCAUCUACAUAGGCAUUGCUGCCUUCCUGCACCAGUUCCCGAGGUUUUUCGAGAAGGAGUUCGUCCCCCACGUCACCGUGUGGCGCGGUAGGAGAGAAGAAGUGUGCAGGAGCGAGAUAUCAGCUUGGGUUCACAAACUAUCGGUCGACGCCUACUUCAUUACGUAUUUCACAUUCAGAGUUCUCUUCGUCCAUCUGAUCCCAUGCACAUCUCUCGUAGUCCUCAACGUUCUCCUUUUCAGAGCCAUGAGAACCGCACAGAUCAACCGCCAGAAGUUAUUUAAAGAAAAUCGUAAAUCCGAAUGCAAAAGACUUCGCGACUCAAACUGUACAACACUAAUGUUAAUAGUGGUUGUCACUGUUUUCCUGCUUGUCGAGAUACCUGUAGCCGUAGUUACAAUACUUCAUAUUAUAUCAAGCACUUUAGUCGAGAUUCUAGACUACAAUAUAGCAAAUGUUUUAAUACUAAUUACAAAUUUUUGUAUCAUCGUCUCCUAUCCGAUAAACUUCGCUAUUUACUGCGGCAUGUCGCGACAAUUUCGAGAGACAUUUAAGGAGUUAUUUAUACGAGGCUCGGUGACAUCUAGAAAUGGUGGUUCCAGUAGAUAUUCGUUAGUAAACGGCCCGAGGACUUGUACGAACGAAACUGUGCUAUAAUAUGUAUUAUGCAAGUUGUAAAUAGGUAUUGUCUAUUAAUAGACAUAUCAGUUUUGUUGACGCUUUUUGUCGCCUUAUCGAUGUUUUGCGGAUACCAUGUUCUUGAACUAAAAUUAAUGAAUUAGGUGUAAUUGCUUUGUACAAUUUCUUCAUAACCCUUGUUUAAUUAACUGAAAAACUUAAAGUUUUAUGGUUUGUUUAUUAUUUUCUCGUAUUUCUUAGUUUUUGUAAUGCAAGUUGGUGUUAAAUAAUAGAAAUUUAGAAAAACACAAUCGCAUUUUAUAGAAUUAAAAGCGAGAAAAAAUAAGAAGCUAACUUAUAAUAAGUGAUCACCCUGCCCAUACUCUUAUGCUGUUUGCAAAGAAAUUACUUGAAAGUUGCCGGCCUAGUGGCGGUGCAGUAAUAGUCAAAGAAGUCAUUAUUAUUGAUAGCAUUUUUAAAGUUGGUAAGAUAAAGGAUAUAAGACUAACCAGAACUUUUAUUAAAUAAUCACUUUGUCUUCGUUGAUGAAAAUCAAAUUUUUGUCAAGCUGCAAAUGUCUCUCGGUUCGAGAAUAUGGUCCGCCCUUAUGUAACGUGUAAUUAAAUUACAAUAAACAAAACGGUUACGUUUUUAAAGAUAAAUUGUCUCGGACAGACAUUUAUCUUGUAAAUGGUGAGCCCCCAUUUGAAAACGUAACUAUUCACUGCAAUGUAAAUAUAAUAUCUAAAUGAAUGUACAUUAUACAGUAUUUUGAUGUGCUUUUCGUGUUUAUAGAUCUGAAUUUGUAAUAUAUCGACCAUGGCGGAAUGAAUCAUAUGGUUAUUAAAUAAAUACUUUGAAAUUA